Lycium barbarum (goji berry) is the source of this 2646-nucleotide messenger RNA. RefSeq names its product probable protein phosphatase 2C 23. Gene Ontology annotation, biological process: protein dephosphorylation. Bases 367 to 2289 code for a protein of 640 amino acids. The transcript is spliced from 4 exons. The record is from RefSeq and is a predicted model, not a curated record. Gene Ontology annotation, molecular function: protein serine/threonine phosphatase activity. NCBI's taxonomy places the organism in Eukaryota, Viridiplantae, Streptophyta, Magnoliopsida, Solanales, Solanaceae.
UUUCAAAAAAUAUUCAUCCUUCUCUAUUAUUCUUCUUCUUUUUCUCCCAUGUUUAUUCACUUUCAAAAAAUAUUUCUCAAUAAAAAUUCUAUCUUUAGCUUCUUUCAAGAUCAUAUAUGAAUCUUUCAUGAACAAGUAAAAAAAUCUCUGUUUCUUCAUAUAUAUAUUUUUUUUUGUUGAUUUUACUAGAAAAUAUUUCUUGGUUUUUCUCAAAAUUAGUACUGGAGUGAAAAAACAUUUCUUCAUAAAAAUUCAAUCUUUAGAUUCUUUCAAGAUCAUAUAUGAAUCUUUCAUGAACAAGUAAAAAAAAAUCUCUGUUUUUUCAUUUUUUUUUUUUGUUGAUUUUACUAGAAAAUAUUUCUCAAAAUGGGUAAUGGAGUUAGAAAAUUGAAUCUUUGUUUUGCUGGUGAUGUUGGAGAAAUAUCAAAAAGACAUAAUUAUGAUAUUGCUAUGAACAAUAUAAAUGAUCCACUUGAUGAAGGUUUGGGUCAUUCUUUCUGUUAUAUCCGACCCGACCCGAAAGCCCACCCGUUUUCAGAUGAUAAUUCAUCAUCAUCUUUAUCAACUACCACAACUAUUUCAAGUACAAGUACAACAGCUUUUCGUACAAUAUCAGGUGCAUCUAUAUCAGCUAAUACCUUUACUACCCCUUUGUCAACGUCAAUCGUUGACUUUUCGGGUUGUUAUAAUAAUGAUAAAGCAUCAGCUUUUGAGAGUUCUCAGUUUUUUAGUUCUAUCCCACUUCAGCCAAUCCCAAGGGGAUCAUGUGGUGGGGGGUCCAUACAUUCAGGCCCGAUCCCGGCCCGUGUAUCAAACACGGGCCUUGGUUUGGGCCCUAUGGAGAGGGGAUUCAUGUCGGGCCCUAUUGAAAGGAGCUUCACUUCGGGCCCGUUGGAGAAUCAGUUACAUGAUCAUCAUAUACAAAGGUAUAAGCCAAAAUACAAGAAAUGGGGUUUGAUGAGAAGUUUAAAGAAAGUGUUGUCAAGUUCUUUUAAGGGGCUUAAAGAAGUGAAGUUGGCUGAGAAAAGUAAUAAUAAUGAAGUUGUUAAUGUUAUAAGGAGUAAUAGUAAUGUUGAAAAUAUUUUGAGUAGUCAAAAUAGUUUGGUUGAUGAUGAUGAGGGAAGUGAAUCAUUUAGAGGCCAAAAUGUGCAAUGGGCACAAGGAAAAGCAGGGGAAGAUAGAGUACAUGUAGUGAUUUCUGAGGAACAUGGAUGGGUUUUUGUUGGUAUUUAUGAUGGGUUUAAUGGUCCUGAUGCUACUGAUUUUUUAUUGAACAAUCUUUAUUCAAAUGUCUAUAAAGAACUCAAAGGAUUGUUAUGGAAUGAUAAGUCAGAAGCCCCCAAGAAUUCGACGAGCAACGAGAGUACUCUUCCAUUGAGAAACUCGGGUUUUAAGGUGGAACAUUUUGUUCAAAAUAAUCAAGAAUCUGAUGGGAUUUUUGGUGUUGACCAUUCUGAUGUUUUGAAGGCUUUAUCUGAAGGGUUAAGGAAAACCGAGGCGUCGUAUUUGGACAUUGCUGAUAUGAUGGUGAAGGAGAAUCCUGAAUUGGCCUUAAUGGGAUCUUGUGUUUUAGUAAUGUUGCUUAAGGAUCAAGAUGUAUAUUUGUUGAAUGUUGGAGAUAGUAGAGCUGUUUUAGCCCAAAAUCCUGAAUCUGAUCAUUCAAUAAACAAGUUUAGAAGGAUAAAUGAGCAGAGUGUUAAUAGCAUUGAUGCACUCUAUAGAGCUGAAUCGGAUCGCAAACAUAAUCUAGUACCUUCUCAACUUACCAUGGAUCAUAGCACAUCUAUCAAAGAGGAAGUUGUUAGGAUUAGAAGUGAGCAUCCGGAUGAUGCUUCCGCGAUUAAAAAAGAUAGAGUGAAAGGUUCCUUGAAGGUUACUCGAGCUUUCGGGGCAGGAUAUCUCAAACAGCCCAAAUGGAAUAAUGCACUUCUAGAGAUGUUCAGAAUUGACUACAUUGGAAAUUCACCUUACAUCAACUGUUUACCGUCACUUUACCACCACACACUCGGCUCAAGAGACAAAUUUUUGAUCUUAUCGUCCGAUGGGCUUUACCAAUACUUCACGAAUGAAGAAGCAGUCUCAGAAGUUGAGACCUUUAUGUCUAUAUUCCCCGAGGGAGAUCCUGCUCAACAUCUCGUCGAAGAAGUGUUGUUCAGAGCUGCUAAGAAAGCUGGCUUGAAUUUUCAUGAGCUGCUCGAUAUACCUCAAGGAGAUCGUAGGAAGUACCAUGAUGAUGUUUCAAUUAUCAUUUUAUCCUUCGAAGGAAGGAUAUGGAAAUCAUCGAUGUAAAUCAAACUAGACUGAGGAAUUUUGAAUGUUUACCCUCUGACAAAAAGAAAAGUACAUAGAAAAAAUCGAGCUAAUUUUGAUGUUAACACCUUGUUUAGCCGAUUUUAGAAGUAGUGUUUAUAGUAUACAGUUUAGGCUGCUCGAUAAAAAAUAGUGUGAGGCUGAGGUUUCUUGCUCCCGAGAUUAUACCUUGCCUCUUUUUACAUUCAAAUGUUAUUAGGAUACAUGGUGAGUUUUGUAACAGAUGGUUCUCCUUGUAUACAUUUUGGAGUUCCAUCUCACAAACUUUACCUCAAUAGAUACGACCCGUUGGUCACAAUUCCUUUAUUUUAUUUCAUACUUAUUAUUUAGUUUCAA